AUCAUAGUGUUGAUCCACCAUUCUCUCUUAAGGCCACAUCGUUGCCCUCUCUUUGCCACUCUCAUUUCUAUUCCUCUCUGAGCUAGGGUUUUAGGCUUCCAGCCGCUUUGUCCUCGGCGGCGCCCUUCCUCAGUUCAUAUCAAAGUUUUGGUAAGGAUGGUGAGAGUCAAUGUCUUGAAUGAUGCUCUUAAGAGCAUGUACAAUGCCGAGAAGCGUGGAAAGAGGCAGGUGAUGAUUAGACCCUCCUCCAAGGUGAUAAUCAAGUUCCUUCUGGUCAUGCAGAAGCAUGGAUAUAUUGGUGAGUUCGAAUAUGUAGAUGACCACCGAGCCGGCAAAAUAGUGGUUGAGUUGAAUGGGAGAUUGAACAAAUGUGGUGUUAUUAGUCCUCGGUUUGAUGUGGGUGUUAAGGAAAUCGAGCCCUGGACUGCAAGACUGCUUCCAUCACGACAGUUUGGUUACAUUGUGCUGACAACAUCUGCGGGCAUUAUGGACCAUGAAGAAGCUAGGAGGAAGAAUGUUGGUGGCAAAGUGCUUGGGUUUUUUUACUAGAUGUGGCUUUUGCGAGACAAACAUGAUGGAUUAAGACCAUCCUUAUUUUUUUCUAUAAGGAAUUUUGAAACUAUGUAUCUGUUGUUUAUCCGUUGGUUUUCUUUGGUUUAAGUUUGAUGUUGAAUGCUGUAGGUGUUUGCAAGACCUUUAUUUUGGAGGUACAAACUUGAUUUCUGCUUCA
Molecule: messenger RNA, 730 nt
Organism: Phoenix dactylifera (date palm)
Lineage: Eukaryota; Viridiplantae; Streptophyta; Magnoliopsida; Arecales; Arecaceae
Product: small ribosomal subunit protein uS8-like
Biological process (GO): translation
Cellular component (GO): ribosome
Molecular function (GO): structural constituent of ribosome
Source: RefSeq, a predicted model, not a curated record